Messenger RNA from Mobula hypostoma (lesser devil ray), 3439 nucleotides. It is a transcript of the gene mtmr11, whose product is annotated as myotubularin related protein 11. Gene Ontology annotation, molecular function: phosphatidylinositol-3-phosphate phosphatase activity. The transcript is spliced from 16 exons. The coding region runs from base 436 to 2544 and encodes 702 amino acids. The record is from RefSeq and is a predicted model, not a curated record. Gene Ontology annotation, cellular component: membrane; cytoplasm. Gene Ontology annotation, biological process: phosphatidylinositol dephosphorylation. Lineage: Eukaryota; Metazoa; Chordata; Chondrichthyes; Myliobatiformes; Myliobatidae.
UGUGCACUUCAGACCGGGGCGAGCUGCGUGAAUCGUGGCUUUGUUUAGUCUGCUGUCUGCUCUAGACCAACGACAGGGUUCGGAUACCGGGUGGGGAGGGGAGUAGGAGGCGCGGCUGUGCAUCUGUCGCCCGGUUUGGACACGCGAGGAGCCCGAAGAGUCGAACAGCAAUGGGGAGCAGAAAUCCUGAGUGUCCCUGCCCAGUGUUGGUGUUUGACGUUCCGCCAGAGCACCAGUCACAGUUUCCAGUGGGAAUGAAUACGCAGCUUGUCCUGCUCCCAUCCACGGCCCUUCCGUGUUCCUGAGUCCAAAGGUGACGGUGCCAGCCGAGAGCUGUUGGUGUGUGCGCGCAGACAACUCCGGCCUCCCCCACUUUCGAGAUGACCUCAGCCAGGCAACUAUCACGUGGAAUGGGCCGGGACCGCACUUGGUGUCAUGCCGGCGACUGCUCCAUCGUUUGAAAUGACUGAGCGCGUGCUGGGAGUGAAGCUGCUGCCCGGGGAGAAGGUGAAGGGGGAAGUGGACGCCAGGAGGUACGACUCCCACGGGGCUUCCACCCGUGGGAUCUUGCUGUGCACCAACUUCCGCGUGGCCUUUGUCCCGGCCGGGGUUGGGGACCCCCAGCAGGCGCUGGACGCUGGCACUGCCCCUCUGGGACCAGACGAAGUGGCCUUGUCCUGCAUUGAGCGGCUGGUGGCAGUGAGCAGCUCCCGCAGUAAAGUGCUGACGGCCUCUUCCAACCUCAAGUUCCAGCCCGAGGAGAUCCGGCUGCAUUGCAGGGACUUCCGACUGCUGCACUUCCAGCUGGAGCCCGGACACCGCUCCCGGCAGAUAGUCACACUGAUUGCUCAGAGUUCUCGACCAGAGUCUCUGCGGGAUCUGUUUUUGUUCGAUUACGCUCUGGAAGUGACUGCAAACACUGCUCCCCACCGAUGUAACGCUGACUUGGAGAAGGAUUUCUCACGCACCCGGUUGUUUGAAUCCCAUUUGGAUUGGGAGAGUGAACUGGACAGGACGGGAGCGCGAAGCUGGAGGGUCAGCCUUGUUAACGAACGUUUCGAAGUCUCAGCCAGUCUCUCAAGGUUCCUGGUGGUUCCCCGGACGAUUCUCGACCUGGAUAUCAAGAGCCUGUCUGCCUUGUUUACUGAGGGGCGCAUCCCGCGAUGGCACUGGCAUCAUGCUGGCAGCAACUUGCUGAGGAUGGGCACCUUCCAGAGCACCAGCUUCACCCAGAGGGACGGGCUCAGUAAGCUGGAAGAGAUGGUGUGCGGAGGCCACACGCAGUUGGUGAUCGCCGAUCUUGGGGAGGAUUUACCAAGCCCAGCCGACAUCCAGCAGGCCUACAGCCGGCUCCGCUCCCUGUGCGCAUGUGAACUGCCGGGCGCCACUCGGGACGGUGACGAGAAGUGGCUUUCGUCGCUGGAGUCCACGCGCUGGCUGGAGUAUGUCAGGCUGUGCCUGAAGAAGGCAACAGAGGUGUCGGCGCUGCUGUGGAACCAGAGGCUGACUGUCACGCUGCAGGAGUCGGACGAUCGGGAUCUCUCCUGCCUGGUGUCGUCCCUGGUCCAGCUGAUCUUGGACCCCAGCAGUCGGAGCCUGUCCGGAUUCCAGAGUCUGGUGCAGAAGGAGUGGGUGUCAGCCGGACAUCGGUUCACUGACCGCCUCGACCUCCUGCGAGCAUCCGACAAGGAGGAGUCUCCGGUAUUCCUGCUCUUUCUGGACUGUGUGUGGCAACUACUGGAACACUACCCAUUCUCCUUCGAGUUCACCGACACUUACCUGCUGACUGUCCGUAACAGCACGCACACUCUCCUCGCUGGCACCUUCCUCUUCAACAGCUGCCGGGAGCAACUCAGGACUCAGCAGGCCUCAUCCAGUGAGCAGCAGUCCCCCGUGUCCCCGCUCUCCAACGGCUGGCCCCACACGGGCGAGGUGAUGCCCGAGGAGCAGGUGGUUCUGAAGGGGGGCUACUUCGCCCAGGACGAAUCGUUCUGCCCCCUGCCCUCCGUUUGGGACUGGUCACUCCUCUACUCCCAGGACCAUCAGCAACAAUUCCGGAACGUCCUGUACACCGGGGAAUCCCAGGACGUGUUGCGGAACGGAAUGGUGGAGCAGUACGCAACUCCCCAGGCUGACGUGUCACCCUGGAGAUCAGUUCACCUUCUGACCAAGGGCGGCUGCCUCCUGCCCAGCCAGCCAGUGCCUUGGAAGCUGCCGUCCGUGUCGCGAAGACUGGCCAAGUGGAGCCGCUCGCUGGAGAGCCUGCUGGAACCAGAACCGGAGGCCGGCAGGGAAAACCCCCGGUCCCUGCCCUCCCUCUCCCCCACCGCCCUCCCCCUGCCCUCCCUCCCGCUCCCGGCCGCGGCCCUCUCGCUCUGGCGUGGCUGCUACCUGCGCUGGGAGCGAGUCCCCGCCCCUGGCACGUUCAGGGCCUGUCUGGGGAGCCUGAAUGCCGAAGUCCGCUCACUGGGCUGUAGGCUUCGGCCCGAGGCGCCUGCCAACGGGCCCCGUAGCCCUGGCAACCGGGCCUCCGAGCAACAAUGACUACCGUAGGCCCUAGCAGCCUUCUGAAUUCCUCUUAAGGUACGUGGCCUGCCCCUCUACAUUGUUUCGGGACUGGCACCUGGUUGGUUGCCCUCCCUUCCUCUGCAGUAUUAUGGGAUGUAGUGGGGGGGGUGGUGGAGAGAGUGUUUGGGUCCAAAACGGGGGAAUAGGAUGGAAUCUAACCCUCAGACCAAAGUGGUGGGGGUUGGUGAGGGUCAAAUCUGCCCUUCAGCCCUAUUUGCCGCUCCCCAACUAUAUUUGCCCCCGAUUUCCACCACAACCCCCUGUCCUCGUCCUUCAUGGGUAGGUGGGGGAUGGUGGUGGUCUGGGUCAUUUCCAGACAGUGUUUCAUGGGGGUGCCUUUCCCCCCGCCCCUGCAAUAAGCUGAGACUAACCUUGGGGUAGAGGGGCCACAAAUUGUCUUGUUUACCCCUUCCCCUGCAUCCCUCACUCUCCACUGUCAGCCCACAGCUCGGUACUGAAUUUACUUACGAGCCCACCACCCCUACUGGGUCCUAGGCCGCUGACAGUAUCUCGCCAGAAUCCUCCAUCCUGGGCCAGUCAUUCAGAUUGCCCCAGGGGUAGCCCAUCUUCCUCCCCCAGGGACGAGGUCUUCGGAGUUUCUGUCGGUGUUUCUGUAGCACUGGGUUUUUACCAGAUGGGGCUGCUCACCCCAUGUCCUCACCUCUCCUCAUGUCACAGCUGGGGCUUGGGACUAUCCAUGGCGGAGUUAGCCCAGUGGUGAAAGUCAUGGUUAAAGAUUCACGGUACACUCUUCCGGUACUUAGCCUAAGGUACUUGGGUGUUGAGAGGGUUGGGGGUGGAUUAUGGGGAGAUGGAGUACAAAUUAGGGACCCCCCCCAUCUCUCCUCCCUUCUCACUCCCACCCGCCCCA